AUGGGUCAUCAGCAGCUCUACUGGAGUCACCCGCGAAAAUUCGGCCAGGGCUCCCGCUCCUGCCGCGUGUGCUCAAACCGCCACGGACUGAUCCGGAAAUAUGGACUGAAUAUGUGCCGCCAGUGUUUCCGGCAGUACGCCAAGGAUAUCGGCUUCAUCAAGGUGGGGGCGCCAUGCUCUCGGUCCUGGGGUCGGGAAAGGGCUGUUUCUUAG
Messenger RNA from Elephantulus edwardii (Cape elephant shrew), 213 nucleotides. It is a transcript of the gene RPS29, whose product is annotated as ribosomal protein S29. Gene Ontology annotation, cellular component: ribosome; cytosolic small ribosomal subunit. Gene Ontology annotation, biological process: translation. The record is from RefSeq and is a predicted model, not a curated record. The transcript has 2 exons. Gene Ontology annotation, molecular function: zinc ion binding; RNA binding; structural constituent of ribosome. Lineage: Eukaryota; Metazoa; Chordata; Mammalia; Macroscelidea; Macroscelididae. Bases 1 to 213 code for a protein of 70 amino acids.